GAAAAAAGCGAGCCUCCUCCGGGAGCUGGAUGAAGUGACGGCGCGGAAAGUAACAUGGGAAAGGCAACAAAACGAAGCGGUGAAGAAUAAGGCCAAUUUAGUGAGCAAAUGUUCGCGGGUACAGGACGACAACGAAAGCAUGCAGUGUGGGAGAUGGAAACCGUCCAGUUGCAGACCAAGAUUGACACUUUUGAAGACAUGGAGGAUAUCAAGCUCGCUUCCCGCCUACAUAAAAGUGACGAACACCAAGAGAAGGUGUCUAAAUUUGCUCUCCAAGAACACGCACAGCUGCAAGAGUCAGCCUACGAGCCCGAACUCGAGGCAGCGCGGAGCCUGAAGGCUCAGAAAUUGGAGGAGUUAUUCGCACUUGAACACAAAUACGAGGAACUGGACCGGAUGGACGCUGAGGUAAACGACCGGUUCGAGAAGCUGAGCCAACUAAAGGUAAAGAUAGCCGCUGCGAAGGAAUGGAGCCAGCGAGGAUCUCAGAGACGCGUGUGCCACAGUGUUCGAGAACAACAUGAAACUUCGACAGCAGCUCAACGCCACGCGCUACACCACGCGCAUGCUACGGUUACAACAGCCGUCUAAUGAACGCAAGCCGUUGCUGAAGCUCAAGUGGACACGUAAACACACGCUUAGCCUUAUCGAGAAUUUAUGUGGCGUUUUAAAACAGUUGAAAGACUUCGACUGGAAAAAGAAAAAAUAGAUUUCGAGUUGAUUUGGAAACGGACCUGAUAUUAAGGUUUGUUCUAUCUGUGAAUAACCAGCAUCAUGUUGUACUGGAAUCGACUGGUGAGUAUCAACAUGCUGCUGUACUGGAAGUGAUUGGUAUCCACGGAUAUAUACUGAUCAAGUAAACACUAAAUUGCUAGGAAUAAAAC
Sphaeroforma arctica JP610 is the source of this 884-nucleotide messenger RNA. RefSeq lists its product as hypothetical. The coding region runs from base 109 to 591 and encodes 160 amino acids. Lineage: Eukaryota; Ichthyosporea; Ichthyophonida. The transcript is spliced from 3 exons. The record is from RefSeq and is a predicted model, not a curated record.